AUGUACACGACGGAGCGGAGGCGAAUGAGUCUCCGGCGGGAGUCCGCCUGGCUGCAGUCGUCGGCGGGAAGUUUGUGGCAGGACCCGCUGGCCAUGGAGCUGAGCGCCCGGAGCAGUGGCGCCAAGAACGGCGUUCUCUCGCCCCGCAGCCGCGGCCGCCCGGUGACGGUGGCCUACAUCGCCAACGACGGCGAGGACGAGGCGGCUACACCGGCCGAGCGUCGCCCUUACUCCCUGGCGUGUCUGAAGGAGGCGUGUGUCGACUCGCGAGCCUCGUUUAAAAGCAUCCCGUUUGAGAGGAUCUCCAUGGCGACCACAGACGUUCUGGAUAGCUUCUAUAACGCAGACGUGGCUGUUGUGGAGAUGAGCGACUCUUUCUGCCAGGCAUCCCUCUUCUAUCACCUUGGGGUGAGGGAAAGUUUCAGCAUGACCAAUAACAUCAUCCUGUACUGUUAUAAAGAGGAUACAGACCUGCAGGCUGUGAAGGAGCAGUGUGGAAGCUACACAUUCCUCCCGUAUGUGGUGACACCUCAGGGCAAGGUGUUCGCUUGCGACGGCGCCGUGAUGACAGGCAUCAAAGAGCUGAUGCAGCCCGCUUUCCAGCUGGACUCUUUACUCACGCCACUGACGGAAAGACUCACGCUCUUGCUCAACAACGUAGACGUGCAGUCUAGUGAGUACUUCCGAGAGUCUGUCAGGCAGGAUAUUCGCAUGGCGCGGGAGCGGUUUAAUGGACAAGACCUGAGCGAGGAGUUGAGUCGGAUCCAGAAACGUCUGGACAGCGUGGAGCUCCUCACACCUGACAUUGUCAUGAACCUGCUGCUGUCCUACAGGGACAUUCAGGAUUAUGAUGCUAUGAUCAAACUGGUGGAGAUGCUGAACAACCUACCCAUGUGUCUUGUUGCAAGACACCAAAAUAUAAAGUUUCACUACAUAUUUGCUCUCAACAGGAGAAAUCAACCAGGUGAUCGUGCCAAGGCUUUGGAGGAGAUCCUACCAAUUGUGGAAUCUGGAGACAAAGUGGUAUCAGAUGUCUUCUGCCUGUGUGGUCGCAUCUACAAAGACAUGUUCAUAAGCUCUGGUUUUAUUGACCAACACAGUCGAGAUCAAGCCUCUUAUUGGUAUGGAAAAGCCUUUGAGACUGAACACACUCUUCACUCGGGCAUCAACAACGUGGUUCUCCUAAUGGCAGCCGGCCAUGAGUUUGAUACGUCAAUUGAGCUACGCAAAAAAGGCGUGACCUUGAGCACUCUGUUGGGUCGAAAGGGCAGCCUGGAGAAAAUGAAGGAUUACUGGGACGUGGGCUUCUACCUGGGCGCCAACAUUUUGGCUAAUGCGCACAGGAAAGUCAUUGAGGCUUCUGAAAAACUCUACAAGCUCAAAGCUCCGCUUUGGUUUGUUGCAUCUGUGAUGGAGACGUAUAUUCUGUACAAACAGUUUGCCAAGCCUCCUGAGGUGCGGUCUCCUAAACAGGAUACAGUGGACUUCUGGAUGGAGCUACUGUUACAGUACUGCAAACCUAGCGUCUGCAUGGACCACUGUCCGGUGCUCAUUCUGGAACCAAGUAAAGUCCUUCAGCCUGCUAUCGUGUCUGUAAGCGAGGGGGAUGGGAGUCGCACUGUCCAGUUGAAACACGUCAUGCCCUUCAAGAAAGGCUUACAUCAGUGGACUUUCCCGGCCGCCGCAAUACGGGGAGUGAGUGCUUCAAAAAUUGAUGAGCGGAGUUGCUUCCUGUACGUGCACUACAACUCAGACGACUUCCAGCUGUGCUUUCCCUCGGAGCUGCACUGCAAAGGUUUCUGCGAUCUGGUAAAUUCUCUGCUUCAUAAGACAGAAGACGCCACCCAGGAUGUGAAUCAUCUCAGUGAGGGAAUACUCGAGUACGUAUAUGAGACCAACGAAAAUGGCGACAAAGUGGUCCUCGGGAAAGGCACGUACGGGGUGGUGUAUGCUGGCAGAGAUGUAAGUAACCAAGUGCGCAUCGCCAUCAAGGAGAUCCCAGAGAAGGACAGCACUUAUUCCCAGCCCCUCCAUGAGGAAAUAUGCCUACACAAGCGACUGAAGCACAGAAACAUCGUCCAGUAUCUGGGCUCUCUUAGUCAAGAUGGUUUCAUUAAGAUCUUCAUGGAAGAAGUACCAGGAGGAAGCUUGUCAUCUCUACUGCGCUCCAAGUGGGGUCCUCUAAAAGACAACGAGCCCACCAUCAUCUUCUACACCAAGCAGAUCCUUGAGGGUCUACGAUACCUUCAUGACAAUCAGAUUGUUCACAGAGACAUUAAGGGUGACAACGUCCUGAUAAACACCUACAGUGGCGUUUUAAAGAUCUCAGAUUUCGGAACCUCCAAGAGGCUAGCGGGUAUCAAUCCCUGCACUGAGACUUUUGCUGGAACUCUUCAGUAUAUGGCACCAGAGAUUAUAGACCAGGGCCCUCGGGGCUAUGGGAAGCCAGCUGACAUAUGGUCCCUUGGGUGCACCAUCAUCGAAAUGGCAACAGGCAAAACACCCUUUCAUGAGCUGGGCAGUCCUCAGGCAGCCAUGUUUAAGGUUGGAAUGUUCAAGAUCCACCCCAAAGUUCCAGAGAGCAUGUCAGUAGAGGCCAAGAGCUUCAUCAUGAACUGUUUUGAGCCCAACCCAGAUGAUCGUGCCACGGCCGCCGACCUGCUCCGGGACGCCUUUCUUUCAUUGUCCUCCAGAAAAAAGCCCAGGGCACCAGAUUGUGACUCUGAAGACGCCUCUGCUGGUGACUACCAACGCAGCCUUUCUGUGCCAGUCUCCAUCCUGGUGGAGGACACGGACUCCUAUUCGGAUUCAAUCGACCUGUCCUGCUCGCUGGACUUCAGGAGGACACAAUCCGUGUUUAGAGCUAACCACAUUUCCGAAAGCCCGCCCGGCAACGGACGAUUCCUCCCAGUACCUGAGGACUCAGCUCUGGACAUGAGCAGCCCGGCGUCCACAGAUGAGAACAUGGGCAUGUUCCUGCUGAGGAAGGACAGUGAGAGGAGGGCCACAUUGCACCGAGUGCUCACUGACUAUAUCGCCAAGGUGGUGGAUAACAUACAGGAAGCUUUGCCGCAGUUUGAGAGGUCGUCACUGACAUCAGACCACAUCACUGAGCUGGUUUGCUGCCUGCGGGCCAACAUCUGCUCACCAGAUCGCAAGCGUCUGACCAGCAGCCUUCGGGACCUUCGAGCGUCAUUGAUCUCUUCCGCCGUACCUCUGAACGGCCUGCAGGCGGUGCUGUUUGGCUUUCAGGAUGCUGUGAAGAAAGUCCUGCGGCAACAGCAGGUGAAGCCUCACUGGAUGUUCGCACUUGAUAAUCUGCUAAGACAAGCCGUGCAGGAUGCCAUCACUGUGCUUCUUCCUGAACUGAAGCUCCAGCUGCAGUCGUCAUUUGAGACAGAAGACAGCACUCCCGAGGAGCCCUCGGCAGACGCAAACGGCUUCCAUAAGGAGGCGGAGACACCGCAAAGUCGACAACCUGAGCCGCUCGCCCAGAUUUUGGUGCCACCCAGCCCUACGGAUGCCGUUCUAGACAGCAACUGCCCACUCAGUAAUGAACUGAGGGACCUCCGAUUAGAAACCAGAAGGCUGUUGAGAUUACUGAGUGACAAGGAGAGAGAGUACCAGGACCUACUGAGGACUACAGUCCAGAGGAAACAGGAUGACAUAGAUGCUCUCAGGGGUGACAUUCCAGAUGGUGGGUCGACUCCGCAGAAAAGCCAUGACCCUGACGUGAAGGACAUGGUAGCUUGGCUGGAGACCAUCCCAGUUGACCAGCACACUGUUGACAAGUUGCUUGCACACGAGUUCACUUUGGACUGUCUUCUGCACAUGGCCUGCAGGGACGACUUGAUGUACUGUGGAAUAAAAGGAGGCAUGCUGUGUCGCAUGUGGGCGGCCAUUACCGCCUAUAGGAAGUCUCCUUUGCAUACUGUAACCAAGGAUUCCGAAUGCACCCUACCUAGAGUAUACGUCAAGCUAUAA
Molecule: messenger RNA, 3984 nt
Organism: Nerophis lumbriciformis (worm pipefish)
Lineage: Eukaryota; Metazoa; Chordata; Actinopteri; Syngnathiformes; Syngnathidae
Source: RefSeq, a predicted model, not a curated record